UUUAAAAAUCUCAAUACAAAAAUGGAACAAUUUCUAGAAUACGUGAACAAGCAUCAAAACGAUUUCGUUGAAAGACUUCGUAAGGCUGUUGCCAUUCCUAGUGUCAGUGGCGAUCCUGCUCACCGCCCUGAUGUCUUUCGUAUGUCUGAAUUCUUAGUGGAUGAAUUAAAGGCUCUCGGCGCUCAGGUCGAAACCCGUGACCUUGGUAAGCAAGAUUGGCAUGGACAAGAGUUGGAUUUGCCUCCUAUUGUCCUUGCUUCCAUUGGUAGCAAUCCUGAAAAGAAGACUAUCUUGGUCUAUGGUCAUUAUGAUGUUCAACCUGCUCUUUUGGAAGAUGGUUGGAACACUAAUCCUUUUGAAUUGGUAGAAGAUGAAAAGAACCGCUUGAUUGGUCGUGGUGCUACUGAUGAUAAGGGUCCUGUCUUGGGUUGGAUCAAUGUGGUUGAAGCCCACAAAGCAUUAGGUCUUGAAUUGCCCGUGAACCUUAAGUUCUGUCUUGAAGGUAUGGAAGAAUCUGGUUCUGAAGGCUUAGAUCCUCUUAUUUUCCAAGAGGCCGAUAAGUAUUUCAAGGAUGUGGAUGCUGUCUGUAUCUCUGAUAACUAUUGGUUGGGUACCACCAAGCCUUGUUUGACCUAUGGUCUUCGUGGUGUCUCUUACUUCCACAUGAAGGUGAAGGGGCCUGCUGCUGAUCUCCAUUCCGGUGUCUUUGGUGGUACUAUCCAUGAGCCCAUGGUUGACCUUGUCAAGGUCAUGAGUAAGCUUGUGGAUCAUCAUGGUAAGAUUCUUGUUCCUGGUAUUUAUGAGCAAGUCCGUACUUUGUCUGAUGAAGAACAAAAGACCUAUGAUAACUUGGCUUUCAAGAUGGAAGAACUUCAUGAUGCUGUAGGUAACAAAAUUAACAUUCACGAAAAUAUCCGUGACACACUUCAAUGCCGUUGGAGAAAUCCUUCUUUAUCUCUUCACGGUAUCGAAGGUGCCUUUUACAAUCCUGGUGACAAGACUGUCAUUCCUGCUGCUGUCACUGGUAAAUUCUCUAUUCGUACUGUCCCUGAUAUGGAACCUGAAAAGGUGACUGAACUUGUUGUCAAGUACUGUCAAGAAGAAUUCGCUAAAUUGGGCUCUAAGAACCAAUUUGAAGUCUUCUGCACUCACGGUGGUAACCACUGGCUCUCUAGUCCCGAACAUCCCAACUAUGUUGCUGCUGCUAAGGCUGUAGAAACUGUCUAUAAGGUCAAGCCUGAUUUAACUCGUGAAGGUGGUUCUAUUCCCGUCACUUUAUCAUUCCAAGAAGCCCUUAAGAAGAAUGUCUUGUUAUUGCCUAUGGGCCGUGGUGAUGAUGGUGCUCAUUCUACAAAUGAAAAGUUAGAUAGAUCCAACUAUGUUCAAGGUACACAACUAUUAGGUGCCUAUUUGUAUGAAGUUGCUCAAGUUGAACUCUAAGUUCAUUUUAAAUAAAAUGACUAUUAUGUAUA
Molecule: messenger RNA, 1472 nt
Organism: Gilbertella persicaria
Lineage: Eukaryota; Fungi; Mucoromycota; Mucoromycetes; Mucorales; Choanephoraceae
Exons: 7
Coding region: 22-1440 (472 amino acids)
Biological process (GO): proteolysis
Molecular function (GO): metallodipeptidase activity
Source: RefSeq, a predicted model, not a curated record